This is a messenger RNA of Aphanomyces astaci, 1590 nucleotides long. RefSeq lists its product as hypothetical. The transcript is spliced from 7 exons. The record is from RefSeq and is a predicted model, not a curated record. The coding region runs from base 8 to 1555 and encodes 515 amino acids. Gene Ontology annotation, molecular function: oxidoreductase activity, acting on the CH-NH2 group of donors, NAD or NADP as acceptor; iron-sulfur cluster binding. Lineage: Eukaryota; Oomycota; Saprolegniomycetes; Saprolegniales; Verrucalvaceae.
GCCGACCAUGCAACGCAUUUCGGCGCGGGCGUUGAGCACGUCUACCAAGUCGCAUGUGCCCAAGAUCAUGUCUGGCCGCGUGGAGCGGUCCUUUAUUGAGGUUCCACGCGCGCCCGAUGCUUACCGCCCUCCUACAGAACGGAUCCAAGAUUGGCACGAGAUUAACACAACGUACAGAGCGCCCACGGAACGAAAGGCGCAGGCGGGGCGAUGCAUGGAUUGCGGUACCCCAUUUUGCCAAAGUCGCCAUUUGUCCGGGUGUCCCGUUGCCAAUCUGAUCCCGGAAUGGAACGCACUGGUGUACCGAGACGAAUGGCGGGAAGCGUACCUUCGCUUGAGUGCAACCAACAACUUUCCAGAAUUCACUGGCCGCGUGUGCCCUGCUCCGUGCGAAGGUGCAUGCGUGGCCGGGCUCGUGGAACAACCGGUGACAAUCAAGAACAUCGAAUAUGCCAUCGUCGACCGUGCUUGGGAUGAGGGAUGGGUCACCCCGCGCCUUCCCGUACAACGUACGGGUUUGAAUGUGGCCGUGGUGGGAUCUGGCCCCGCAGGGUUGGCGGCCGCGGACGAACUGAAUCAAAUGGGCCAUACCGUGACCGUAUUCGAGCGCGAAGACCGCAUCGGUGGCCUCUUGAUGUACGGCAUCCCUAACAUGAAGUUGGAGAAGUCAACCGUGGAUCGUCGCGUCCAACUACUUCAUGACGAAGGCAUCACGUUCCGUACGAACGUGGAUGUUGGGUCGAACGUUCGCGAUGUCCUCGCCGAUAUGGAUGCUGUCGUCUUGUGUACCGGCUCGUCCAUCCCGCGCUUUGCCGAUGUUCCUGGGAAGGACCUCUCGGGGGUGCAUUUCGCAAUGGAAUUCCUGACGAGCAAUCAGAAACGACUUCUCGCGAGUAAGGAGGGGACGCUCAAGAGUCGAUGGAACAAGGAUUGGAUCAAUGCCGAAGGCAAGGAUGUGGUGGUUAUUGGCGGCGGAGACACUGGCACAGAUUGCAUCGCAACGGCGCUGCGCCAUCGAUGCCGUUCCGUGGUGAAUCUGGAACACAAUACGGCGCCACCCGAGGCCCGAAGUCCCGCGAAUCCGUGGCCGCAAUACCCCAAGGUGUACGGUGUAGAUUAUGGACACGCUGAAGUGCGCGCUGUGUUUGGCGAAGACCCGCGGCAAUAUGAGCGCUUGACUCUUCGCUUUGAAGGCGACGACGCAGGGCGCCUGACCCAUGUUGUGACAGCGCGCUCGCAAACACUGGAGGAUGGAACCAAGGGACCAAUUCCAGGCACGGAAGAAACAUUCCCGUGCGACUUGGCCAUCCUCGCGAUGGGAUUUUUGCACCCUGAUCAAGCUCUGCCUCAGUCGUUGCAGCUGCAGACAGACACGCGCAAGAACAUUUGGACGGACAACUACGCCACGUCGAUGCCAGGAGUGUUUGCGGCGGGUGAUUGUCGCCGUGGCCAGUCCCUUGUGGUGUGGGCGAUUCACGAAGGUCGAGACGUGGCCCAGAAAGUGCAGCAGUACUUUGUGAGCGAAGGCCUCGCAGAUGAAUUGACCCAUCAAUAAUAAGGAAAGCAUAUAUAUGUACAAUUCCACGCAGC